AUGGAAGGUCGUGGCCGGCGCUCAACGACUAGCCCCAAGGACGCGCUAUUUAUGGCCCUCACCGUGUUGAAACACUUUUUAACAUGGGAAAAACACGCAGCUGACUUUGGGUACAAGGCACCAACCUUCGAGAAGCUCAUCAUGCGCGUCCUACACGCUUUUCAGCCUGUGCUCUACGGCGAGUUGAUUCGAGUUCCAUCCAUGUCCGACAUGUCCAACUCGGAUCGACGAUUUGACCAUUUUCCGUACGCGUUGUAUACAGUCGACGUGAAGUUUCAGCCAGCACAGCGUCCAACGGGACGCUUCGCGGAGCAGAAACAUUUCUUCAGCGGGAAGCACCAUCUAUAUGAUUACAAGAUCGAGGCAAGCGUGUCACCGGAAGUCCGAUGUGUCCCAGGAUCUGUGCAUGACCAGACGAUAUUGCACACCCGCACUGCCAUUCACGCGACCAACCUGUUGAAGUCGGCGGGUGAGCAGGAUGUGCCAGACUAUGGUGAGUUGAGUACGCAGUACCGGGGGUCGUGGGCGUGUUUGGUCGACAUGGGCUACAUCGGAAUUGCCCACUCGCUGCGGGGUAUUCAUCCGAAGCGUCGCCCGGUGCACGGCGUAUUGGAUGCCCAUGACAUGGAUCGAAACCACGACAUCUCCUCCGAUCGGGUGGUUGUGGAGAACUUUUUCGGUCGCGUGUGCUCUCUCUGA
Aphanomyces astaci is the source of this 699-nucleotide messenger RNA. RefSeq lists its product as hypothetical. The coding region runs from base 1 to 699 and encodes 232 amino acids. The transcript has a single exon. Lineage: Eukaryota; Oomycota; Saprolegniomycetes; Saprolegniales; Verrucalvaceae. The record is from RefSeq and is a predicted model, not a curated record.